Messenger RNA from Cladocopium goreaui, 1455 nucleotides. The record is from the annotation of a GenBank genome assembly. Lineage: Eukaryota; Dinophyceae; Suessiales; Symbiodiniaceae.
AUGGAGAUGCAGCAAGGUUCUGAAAGACUCGCAUGUGAAGGAUCACCGACAGGAACAACUCGGACGGCAUCCAAUGAUUUCUGCUCCCGUUCGGCUGGCGUCAACACAUCGUCCAAAGGCUUAAACUUUGUCGAAGCUGUCAUGGUGUCCUUCAAUUCUGGUCUUGGACCAACACUUUCAGUGGUCGCCUAUGCUGCCAUGUUGUCCGGAUCUGUGGGAUUUCUCUUCGUCCUUUUCGUGGCGACGGUCACUGCCAUCGUUGAGCAGCAGACCUUGAUGCGAGCGUCGGUCGAGUGCAACGCCACCACCUUCCAGGAGUUGUGUCAACGUACACCCGCCUGGGCCCGGCAGACGACGAUCUGGAGCGGCUUGAUCUACCUUUGGGCUUGUGGUGGCUUUUACUUUGACUUCCUGGAAGCCUUUUUUGAGGGCCAACUCUGCCCCUUGCUUUGUGCCUCAAAUGGCGAUGUCUGGCUAUGUCAAAGUCGAUGGAGCUUGUCGCUCCCCAUCCUCCUCAUGAUCUACGUGGUGUGUUCGCCCGCGGAGCUGUCUGGACGACUGGCGCGAGGCAUCAACAUCACCAACAUGUUUGUGAAAACGCUUGUGAUCGCAGCGGCCAUUCUCAAAGGCUUCCUGACCUGGAGGACAAAGACGGAGACCACCAGCUAUGUAACGUGGAGACCCAUUGGUUUCUUUCGGGUGACCAGCAUUUUGAUGAGCAGUUUGGCCAACACCGGCAUCUUACCCCAGCUGGCAGCAGAUGUGCAGCCAGCCCUCCGCGAGAAAGUGACCACCUGGUGCCCAGCCAUCGCUGUUUCGAUGCAGUCUUCGGUCUACGUGGUGGUGGCGCUGGUGGGAUAUGCAGCCUUGGGCAGCGCUGUGGAUCUGGAUCUCUUCAAGAUCUAUGAAGAGAAGUACCCGGACGUCUUGACCAGUAUUUUGCAAGGAAGUAUGGCUUUGAUGAUUUACUUCAACCUGCCCUUGGCGAUUCUUCCCUGCAAGAGUCAAGUCUGGAACUUUUUCAGUGCUGACGUGUCUUUAGCUGAAGCUCCAUGGGCGAUGCAAGUCGCCUUGACGCUCUUUUUCUCGCUGUCCUCUAUUGCAGUCCCCACACUGAUUGGAGAUGAAGCUUUUGGAAACCUCAUUCUCACUGUUGCCUCCACGACUGGUGUGUGGAUGAAUCUCCUGCUGCCAGCAGUCAUACUGAUCUAUUCCAGAGCACCCUCUGACGGUCGAGAGCGACAUGUUUGGUUGAUGAAAGUUGCCUGGAUUGUGCUGCUGGGAGUGCUCUGUUUGAUCGAUGGCAUCAUCCAGAUGCUGGAGCCUCAAUCCUCCACGCGGGAUCCCAAGCUGGCGCAGGCGAAGAAGCCCACUUCCAAUGGAUUUCGGCUCAAAGUUGGCCGAUUUCUGGUGAAACCUGGAGAAAAUGACGCUGGCUUUUUGCGCGCGGAACUG